This is a messenger RNA of Corythoichthys intestinalis (scribbled pipefish), 1608 nucleotides long. Its product is annotated as sterile alpha motif domain-containing protein 15-like. Gene Ontology annotation, molecular function: protein binding. Lineage: Eukaryota; Metazoa; Chordata; Actinopteri; Syngnathiformes; Syngnathidae. Bases 122 to 571 code for a protein of 149 amino acids. The transcript has 3 exons. The record is from RefSeq and is a predicted model, not a curated record.
CAAAUCUUUUGGGAAUGUAUGCGUCAAAAAGAUGUCAAAAAGUCCGUGCAGUGAGUCAAGAAACUUCCAUAUUAUAAAAUCAAUAUUUUUCUAGAAGCACAAAAGCUUGCUUCGAAACAAGAUGAGUAAAGCAGAAGAAGACGAAGAAGAAGAAGAAGAAGAAGAGGUAAAAUUAACACCCGAGUCGUCGAGUGCCAGUUCCCAUGGCAACACGGAUACGCACAACAUGGAGUUCCUGCAGUGGAGUUGUGAGGAUGUUGCGGGAUGGAUUGAGUCAAUAGGAUUUCCACAGUAUAAACGAUGCUUCUCAGAGAAUUGUGUCACUGGCAGGAAGCUGAUCUUUGUGGAUUGUGCCCACAUGCCAAGACUUGGAAUCACAGACUUUAAAGACAUGCAGGGCAUCGCGGCACGUGUGCGGGAGCUGCUGGGCAUCACAGAGGUCCUGUGGAGCCGCAGCAUUGCCGAUCCGCCGCGGGACAUUCAGGGUCUCUUCCUAGAGAUGAAGAGUCGCACGGGUGUGAAGACGGACGAGCUUACCACUGAGCAGCUCGUGGAAGACAUUCGUCACUGAAGAGACAACAACGUCGACUGUGAUUAAUCGAUUACCUGAGAACUAAUCGAUGAUCAAAUUAUUCGACAGCUAGUUUGAUCAUCGAUGAACUGUUUAGAGACAUUUGAGCCACUCUAAAUGAGCAGUAUGGCCAAGCAUUGCCAGGUCUGUGUAACGUGAACACGAUAGAACAUGGACACCGUAAAGGGGUUAAUGCACAAUAGCUUCUCCAUCACUGUGUACCGUAUUGCGUCGAGCAACAUGGAGAAGAAUGAAAGACAUUUUUUAUGUUUCACACUUGCUGCUGUUGUGUCCCAUACGCUACAUGACCUCAAGGGACAAGCCACUUCUUGAGCAGAAACACCAGAACAUAACAAUGGCAACCACCACUCUCAGUAAUGGUUGCCAAAACUACCAAUGAACCAUUGCGGGCGUAACGCUUAAUAAAUAAGUCGCUACAGUAAUAAUAUCCAGAAGAAAUGAAUCGCUUUGUAAUUUUCUGGAAAGUUGUACAUUUUUGGGGAAAUCCAGCAUGUUUUUGUGAAGUACUCAAAGCCACAAUGUAUCAUCACAGCACACUUAAAUUUGUACAUGAAACCGUUUGAAAAGUUUAAAAAAACCUACUGUGACAUUGCAAUUGCAAGAGACGCGUCUUUUGUCCAAAAGACGGCGCGGUCGCUUCCACAAUCAGGGAUUUUGUAUGCUAAUUUUUGGAGUUUUUAAUUUUCUGAUUAAAUGGAGCCAUACAGAGAUCAAACCCAUCUAUGAACAUUCCCAGAAACAGUACGACUGUAUAAAAUUUCGUCAAAAUCAGCCCAGCCAUUUCGGAGUCCAUAGGGAACGAACACACACAAACACACAUAAACAAAGUUCAGUUUCCCAUAAUUUUCGGGCUAUAAGCCGCUACUUUUAUCCCUCAUUUUGAAUCCUGUGGCAUAUAGUCCAGUGCGGCUUAUUUAUUGAUUCAUUUAACUUAUUUGCUCCCAAAAACUUAUAAAUACAUUCUAUUUUUAAUUGUUUCAGUGUCCCAAAGACGUAUUUAUACGUCUUUUACGUUU